GGUCAAAGUCCAGUCCAGUAGUAGACUAUACUAGCUGGUACAGUACAGUAACUUACUUUGCCUGGCCCUAUGUUAGAUCUAAAUGUCGCAAUGAGAGCAAAGAUCGUUGUUACCUGCUUAAUACUGUUAGGGACUCUGCUUAUUAAGUCAGGUGAUGGAGCCACAGACAUCUUAGUCCCACCCACUCUUCCCAAUGGAAGACAGUGUUUCUGCCCUGGUGAUGUAGAGACCUACACAUGUAAUGUGGUCGGUGGAGGUAUUACAGUGUGGUCAGGAACUGCCUUUGACUGUUCUGGAUCCAACAAUGCAAUAGUAUUAGGUCAUGCUCUAUUCUCUGGAGGGACUGCUGUAGGAGAUUGUACAAGUGGAGCUAUUAUCGGUAGUGGUACUUCAGUUGACACUAGUGGAGCAGAACCUUGCUACACAUCAGAACUGUCAGUCACUAUCAGUGCCAACAUGGAUGGACAAACUAUAGGGUGUACAAGAGAUAUCACUGCUAUGAUUGGCACUGAUUCCUUGCGAGUAGCAGGUCCACCCCCACCACCCACUAACGUGACGGUGACAGAGGUUGGUGUGUCCACAUUCACUGUAACUUGGACAGAGCCAACCAGAACUGUGGAACCUCCUUCUCAUAUGAUGUCGUCUCAGAUUGUGGAGGCUCUUGUUCAGUCAGUUCCAGUACGUCAGGAGUUUGUUCUGGUUGGACUGCUCCACAGAGCUGCUCAGUUAUGGUCAGGGCCAACUCUGACUUGUGUGGUGGUCAGGCUGGAAGCUUCAGCACUCUUGUAAUGCUAAACUUAAUGGAACCAUCUCCCCCUGCUGCUGGUGAUGUCAGUGUGCUGGCAGUGUAUUCUGAUGACAGCCUCGACUCUAUCAUGGUCGCAUUUCCAACAAGUCCUGUCGAGGUUGCUCCUGGUUUUUCUCCUGCAGUUACUUACUCUGUACGAAUCGUCAGUGAUCCGCAAAUGGUUCUCACAGGCAACUGCAAUGCUACCCUGUGCCAGUACCUGACUAACUUCACUAGUGAUAAUCCUCCCAGCAAUAAUUUCACUGUGACUAUUACCGUGUCCAAUGGAAUUGGAGGUGGUCAAUCAGUGAUAACAUCCUCCCAGCUGCCAUUCAAUAUAUUAUCUUCAUUAGCGACUCUGACAGUUGUUGUAAUAGACUCCAAUGCUAAUGUGACUGCUAAUCUGUCCAGUGGUUUCCGAGGCUCGACCGGUUUGACAGUGACCUACGGAAUAACGCCUAACACUGAUGCCAACACUGUGAUGUCAGCUAAUAACGGCAUGGCUGGGGAUACUCUGGAAGUUAUCUUGACAUCUCUACAACCUAAUUUAACUUAUUGUUAUUCCAUUUACUUGACCCAAGGAGUACUGUUAUUUAAGGUGGUGGGAGUGUUUCGCUCAGGUUAUUUUGUUAUACCACCAGACAAUCCAAGUUUGGUUAUAGUUGUCAGUAUAAGUGCGGUUGUCCUCUCCUUUGCUAUUGGAAUUAUUGUGGGAAUAUUGCUCACUCAUUUUUGUGGGAUAUGUGUACAAGGAAUUCGACGAAGAAAGUGUGGCACUCUACUGUUGGUCAUUCUUCUUAUAAUCGUGUUUGGCUUUGGAAUUGGUAUUCUCAUUGGCUACUGCUGUGUGAAGAACAAGAAAGAAACUCAGAAGAAAAAGUAUGAAGGAUCAGUCGAAGAUGAAGAUCCAAAGGGGAGGUCUGAGAAAUUAACUGGAACUGAAAUGAGUUCACCGCCACCUGUGAUAUACGAAGAGAUAUUAGACCCCCUGGCUCAAGAAAACAUUGCGUACAGCCAUGUUCAACAAUUACAAGCUCCACUUGAACAGAGAGGACCAGUAUACGAGGACAUUAAACCAGACCCCCACACUCAGGGAAACCUCGCUUAUGGACACGUGCAGUUUCAUUAGCUCCAAGCGUCAUACAAUGAAUUAUGGUGUUUUAGAGUAAAAAUAAUUAGUUAUGUUUUUUUUUAUCCUCCCUGUGUAUAUUCAUGCACUAUAUAUUAUUAUCACUACAAGCUAG
This is a messenger RNA of Halichondria panicea, 2031 nucleotides long. RefSeq lists its product as uncharacterized. The coding region runs from base 729 to 1916 and encodes 395 amino acids. Gene Ontology annotation, molecular function: protein binding. The transcript has 10 exons. NCBI's taxonomy places the organism in Eukaryota, Metazoa, Porifera, Demospongiae, Suberitida, Halichondriidae. The record is from RefSeq and is a predicted model, not a curated record.